AAAACCAGUGGAUUAAAAUUAAAUAUAAUUUUCCUGCUAAGAAAUUGCAAUCUUCUCCCUUAUGUACCCACUAUUUCAUUAUAAAGUAGACUUUGAUUUUAUUUCCUUAACGUUAUCUUGUCUACUUCAUGGCCACUGCCUUCAUUUGGAUUCUCAUUCACGUUCAUUUCCUCACUGACCCUCGCUACCUCCCUUCUUGCCCCUUAGGAAUCUUCUGCCAGAGUCCUCUCUUGUGGAGGUAGUAGGUCUUUGGCUCCUCCUUGUCUGAGAAAAAAAGUCCAAAUCUACAGAGUGUCAUUUGGAUCCUGCUGACCUACCCAAGCUUUUUUCCACCCUUAUCACUUGUCAUUUCCCUAGAGAGCAGUUUAUUCAUUUCUUAGCUGAGAUGAAGGAUCAGGAAAGAAAUAUUGGAGGCUUGAAGAGAAAGGUAAAGAGGCAUACAGAGUGGUUUGGGAGAAAGGGAGAGUAUUGCACUAGGGAAAUGAAGUUUGAUUGCUAGGCAGCAUUUAAGGUCUACUGAGAUAGGUGAUUAUGGAUUUAAAAUGAGGUUAGCUAGCAUGUGGCUGCAGGAAUACAGGUGUGGAGAAGGUGGAGUCUUGCAUUCUGCCAGGGCCUGACUAAGACAUUCCACUUCUCAUCUCUGCUUCUGCAUAAUUGCUAUGGCCUCCAUCUGAAACACAUUCCUUCUCUUCUUUGCCUGGCAAAAUCUUCUUUUAUGACCCUGAUUGAUAAUUUUCUCCUUUUUCCAGACAUCCUCUCUUGACCCUCAUGAUUCUUGGUCAUCUCCCUCCGUUUUAUCCCCAUUUUUCCAUGCCAUGAAAGGUAUCUGUUCAUACCUAUCUCCGCUAGACAGUGCACUCAGCGAAGGCAGGGAGGUGAUGUUUUGAAAUCUCAGUUUAUAACAUGGUGCCUGGCACACAGUAGACACACAUAAUAAUAUAUGCUAGAUAAAUGAAUAUAAGAUUUCUCUGUAAAGUAUUGAGAAUCUACACCUGCUGUUUGAGGUUCAAGAUGAAUUCUACUUAGUAAAAUAUGACAUAAAAACUGUAUUGCUUUAAUUUCUAUUCUGAUAUACCCUUAUCAAAUAUCCAAGUUAAUAAGAUCUUUCCAUAUAUACAUACAUAUGUACAUGAAAAUGGAAGAAAGUUAAAAAGACCAAAGAAUAUACAUAAACAUUAAAUAUCUAGGAUAACACACUUCAUAGAGCCCUGCACAGUGCAUGGAGUUUAUCUGUUCUUUUUCACUUAGGCCUUCUUGCCUAGUAGGAAACAGUUACAAUCCUAAGAAGCAUCUGAGUCAGCAUUGAGCACAUUAAUAUUUUCAUAUUGAACACAUCUAUAUUUUCAAGUUGCACUGAAGUUAUGAGUAUAAAAAUGUAGUUUUGAAAGGUUUUCCUCAACCAUGUGGAAACAUAUAGAGAUUUUAACUGCUGAAACAAUUUCAAAUAGUUUACAAAUCAAUAAAAGCCAGACAGAAAUUAAAGUGUACCUUUUUUCCUGAGGUUAGUAUCUUAGUCUGUUUGUGCUGCUACAACAAAGCACCACAAACUGUGUGGUUUAUAUACAAUAGAAAUUUAUUUCUCACUGUUUUUAAGGCUGGAAAACCCAACAUCAAGGUAUGGGAAGAUUGGUCUCUGGUGAGGACCUACUUCCUGGUUUCCAGAUGGCACCUGAUCCCUGUGACCUCACAUGGUGGAAGGGAGUUGCAGGCUCUCUGACAUCUCUUUUAUAAGGGCACUAACCCCAAUCAUGUUCUCAUGAUCCAGUCACUUUCUAAAGGUCUGACCUCUUAAUUCCAUCACCUUGGGGGUUAAGAUUUCAACAUACAAAUUUUGGGGGAAUUCAGACAUUCAGAUUACAGCAGUAAGUGAUUUCACAGUUUUCCUUAGGAGUGAGGAGACUUGAGUUCUGGUUGUGAUGUGUCACUAAAGGUCUGUGGUGUCAGACAAUCUGCCCCACCUCUCUAAGCUUUAGUUUCCCCCAUGUAUAAAACAUGAGAUUUGGUCUAAAUUAUUACCAAGGUCAUUUUGAAUCAUCUGUGAUUCUGGAAAGUUAUGAAACACAGCCUGUAACCAUGGUGAGGAAAGUUGAUUGGUGGCUCCAGAAAUAGACUUAUUUUCUCCUUCUGUGUAACACUGAUGCUCUCCCAUUGAAUCACUCUCUGGAUGUUGCCUAAAUAAACCAAUUUCUUGAUUUUUUCCCCUUAAUGCUAAGUGCUUAAAAGUGAAUGAAAUAUUGUCUUAAAUACCACACAAACGAGCUGUUGCUUUAAAUAUAGAUCUGGAUUAUUGUGCUGGUUUUCAUUCCUGUUGUAGGUAUUCAAAAAGCAGAAGGUUGUGAUGUGGUAAAUUUAGAAACUAUUUCACAUCAGUUCCUGCUGUCUUUUGUGUUUGUGUGAGAACCCUAUUCAAAAUAUAUCUUAUUUAUUCUUCCCUUAAAAUAUGCUUCACUUCAUUUUUGCCUUUCUGCUGGCAACGAGUCCAGAUCUAUAAGUACUUACAGGUUUUGUCAAAAUCCUUAUGCUGACAGUUACAGUCGUUCUCUCUGAUCUACAGAGAACACAUUCCAAGGCUCCUAGUGGAUGCCUGAUACCGUGGAUAGUACUGAAGCCCAUAUAUGCUAUAUAUUAUUCCUGUGUAUGCAUACAUAUGAUAAAGUUUAAUUUACAAAUUAGGCACAGUAAAAGAUUAACAACAACAACUAAUAAAAUAGAACUGGUAUAACAAUAUGCCGGCAUCACUACUCUUAUGCUUUGGGGCCAUUAAGUAAAAUAAGGGUUAGUUGAACACAAGCACUGUGAUGCUGUGACAGUCAGUCUGAUAACUGAGAUGGCUACUAAGUGACUAAGAAUGGUGACACAGACAGCGUUGCUACGCUGGACAAAGGGAUGAUUCACGACAGAGAGGGACCGCAUGAGAUAUCAUCACACUACUCAGAUGGCACACAAUUUAAAACUUGUGAAUUGUUUAUUUCUGGAACUUUCCAUUUAAUAUUUUUGGACUGAGGUUGACCAUGGGUAACUGAGACCACAGAAAGCAAACCCCAGAUAAGAAGGCAGUACUGCACUUUUUCCUACUAACAUAUAGAUAAUCUAGUCAGACACCAUUGUGUUUUACCCCAUAAGCUUUCUGGUUUCUCGGUGUGUGUUAUCAUAAGCUUGUCCUCAGUACAGUGAUGUCGUAUGUAGCCCUCUGAGAAUCACUCUGAUUGCAAGAUCUUUGGCCAUACUUCUUUGGGAUUGCCCCUGUCCAGAACACUCCACCCAAAAUGAGACAUUUUGACCCAGUUGGGACAAGAACAAGGCUGGUAGGCAAAGUCUCACUGUCUGUGAGCAUUCGUGUUGGUUCCAGCCCUUUGAAGUAGAGAAUCAGCUUAUUAAGUGAAUAUUGUAAAUGCUUAAAGGAAUAACAGAAGUUUAAUUUUCACUCUCUCCUGUAAUAAUCUUUAUCCAAAGUAUCACAUCACUGGUGAGCUGUGAGAUUAGACAAGUUACCUACCCUCUCUGAGCCUCAGGUUCCUCCUCUAUAAAGUGUGAAUUUUAUUUCUAAAGUGCUUUUGGCUCCAAAAUUCUUUUUUUUCUUUAUAGUUUUGUCAUCCUCUUUCCAGCCUUAAACUUGCUGAAGGCAAUUAGUGGUCUUAAACUUGAGCAAGUCUCACUCAUUUCUGAUAGUACUUCCUUAAACAAAAAUGGUUCAGUUUUCCAUCCCAGAGGCAUUUGUAGAAUUUUUUUAAAAAAGUAUUUAUGACUAUUUUAGUUUAUUUUCCUAUACAUUUGAGACAAGAUUAACUCAACAACUCAAUUUGUUUUGCUUGUAUACCUGGAUAAUAGUAUAAAAAUUAAGUGUUCUUAUUUUCAUAAAAACAAUAAUUAAAUACAUUGCUAUGAGUCUUCAUUAAUAAGAACUAAGCUAGUCAGAUGCUAUUGACCACAGCCAUGGGAAAAUAUUAAGAAAGCAAUUUUUUGAUAUUUAUCCAUCUUCCUCAUCAUCAGUUAAGAAUCUUUAUUCUAAUUAGCAUGUUCAAACUGUUGAAAGUAAAAAUAACUCUAUGGAAGGGUAAGUUCAUUUAUUUAUUCAAGAAAUACCUAUUGAGUGCCUACCAGAUAGUCUUUGGAAUAUCAAUAAACAAAACAAUGAUUCUUGACCUAAUGGAGUCUGUUUUCUAUCAGGAGAAGACAGACAAUGAAACAGGCAUAGUAAAUAUUUAUUAUAUGGUUUGUCAUAAAGUGGUAAGAGCAGUGGUGGAAAAACUUAAAAAAUAGAGCAGAGAAAGGAGAAAUCAAAAGUGGGUAGGAAGUAGGGAGCUGGGCUGUGGUAUAAAUACCAUGGUCAGGAAAGGAGAUGUGGUAGACAGAGUGACCCCUAAAAGUCCAUACCUUAAUCCUUGGGACUUGUAAAUAUUUAGGUUAAAUUACAUGGCAAAGGGGACUUUCCAGCUCUAAUUAUGGUUACAAAUAUUAAAAUAUAGAGGUUAACCUGGAUUAUCUGGGUGGCCCAAUCUAAUCAAUGAGCCCUUGAAAGUCGAGAAAUUAUACUGGCUAGAGUUGGAGAGAUGUGGCAGCAGUUGGAGUGAUCCGAAAUGUGAGACUCCACCCACCCAUGCUGAGGGUGCGUGGCAAACGCAAGAAGGAAGGCAUGUAGCCUUGAAGAGCAAAGAACGGCCUCCAGGGAAAUGGGGCAUCAGUCCUGCAGCUGCAAGAAACUGAAUCCCACCAAAGACCCAAAGGAGCUUGGAAGGAGAUCCAUCGCUAGAGCCUCCAAAAGGAAUACAUCCCUGCUGGCACUUUGAUUCUGGUCUUGUGAGACUAAGCAGAGGACCCAGCUGAGCCAAAUUAUACCUAGACUUCUAACCUACACAACUGUGGGAUGCUAAGUGGGUAUUGUCUUUAAGCUACUUUAUUUGUGAUAAUUUGUCAUGGCAGCAAUAGAAAACUAAAAGGGAUGGGGGGUGGGACAUUAAGCUGAUAGUGGAGUAAGAAUGUGUUCUAGACAGAAAGAAUAGCGAGAGCCAAGUCCUAAGGGGAGGUACACCUGAGUGUUUGAGGGGUGGUGAGGGGUAGCUGGAGGGGAGAGAGCAGGGAGAUGAGUAGGAGAUAGGGUCAGAUAGGCCCUCCACCCUGGGUGGAGGGUGGAGACCAUGAAGGGCUUUGGCUUUUGUUCCGAGUGAGCCAGGAAGUCACUGCAGCAUUUUGAUCAGAGAAGCAAUAUUAUUUGACAUAAUUUUUAAAAGGAUCAUGCUUAAACUGGCUGAAGGCUGCUCAGAAAAUAGACUCUAGUAGACUGUAAAGAGGAAGGGGAGAAGCAGGGAUACCAGUUAGGAAGUGAUAGCAAGAAUCCUAAUACGUGAUGACUCAGACCAGCAGUAGUGGAGAUGGUGAGAAGUGAUCAGAUUCUAGAUAUGUGUUAAAGACAAAGUCCAUUUCUUUGUGACUUAGAUUCAGGAUGUAAGAGGGAGAGGAGUUAAGGAUGAUUCCUUGGGUUCAGGCCUGAAUAGCUAGAAAAAUGGAGUUGUUAUCAACCAAGAUGCAGAAAACUUUGGGUGGAGAGAUCUGUGGUGGAGGGAGAAUUGGAAGUCAGCUUGGACAUACUGAGUGUGCCAUGUCUGUUAAACAUCCAGUUGAAGAUGCAGAGUGUAGUAGGCAGAAUAAUGACCCAUAAAGAUGUUCAUAGCCUAAUCCCCAGAACCUGUGAAUAUGUCACUUUUGGUAGCCAGAGGGACAUUGUGAUUGUGAUGCUUAAAGUUAACAACUUUGAGAUGGAGAGAUGAUCCUGGAUUAUCUGGUGGGCCCAACCUAGUCACACAAGUCCUUAGAAGUAGAGUCUUUCCCAUGGUGGUCAAAGGCCAAGGUGACUAUGGGAGAAUGGCCAGAGAGAUGCAACGUUGCUGGAUUUGAAGAUGGGGGAAGGGGGCCACUGGCCAAGGAAAGUGGCCGGCUGCUAGAAGGUGGAAAUGGCAAGGAAACAAAUUCUCCCCUAUAACCUCAAGAAGGGAACACAACCCUGCAAACCCCUUGAUUUCUACCCAGGGAGAUGGAUAUCUGACCUGCAGAGCGAUAAGAUAAUACAUUUGUGUUGUUUUCAGCCAUUAAGUCUGUCAUAAUUUGUUACCACAGGAAUAUGAAAUGAAUACACAGAGUAAGCAGUUGGAUAUGAGACUGGAGGUGAGGAGAAAAAGGUCUCAAAUUCAAAAGCGUAGAGAUGGUCUAAAGCCACAGACUGAAUGAGAUCACCAAGAGCAUGAGUAGAGAUAGAGAAGAGAAGAGGAUCAAGACAUGGGAAAGCAGAACCACCAAAAGGAGUGAUGAUCAACGAUCUCCUGAUAAAUCUGGAUGCUAAUUCUCAUGCCUCAGGACAUCCUACUGGGAACGACGUACUAGCUCCUGGGAUCAGACUUUCAUCUACUUAGGACCCCUCUUUGCCCGAACUCAUAAAGCCAGACUUCACUAGCCACGAAUGGCUACCCAAAGGAAACACUUGGUGAAAGAUUUUAAUCCUUACAUUACCUGCUAUAUCUGUAAAGGGUAUCUGAUCAAGCCAACAACAGUGACGGAAUGCCUCCAUACAUUCUGUAAGACUUGUAUUGUUCAGCACUUUGAAGAUAGCAAUGAUUGCCCAAGGUGUGGCAACCAAGUUCAUGAGACAAAUCCAUUAGAAAUGUUGAGGUUGGACAAUACAUUAGAGGAAAUUAUAUUUAAGCUGGUCCCUGGACUACGAGAACAAGAACUUGAGCGCGAAUCUGAAUUUUGGAAGAAAAAUAAGCCUCAAGAAAAUGGACAAGAUGAUACUUCAAAAGCUGACAAACCGAAAGUAGAUGAAGAAGGUGAUGAAAAUGAAGAUGAUAAAGAUUAUCACAGAAGUGACCCACAAAUUGCUAUCUGUCUAGAUUGUUUACGAAAUAAUGGGCAAUCAGGGGACAAUGUAGUAAAGGGUUUAAUGAAGAAAUUCAUUCGAUGUUCUACACGUGUAACUGUGGGAACUAUUAAAAAAUUUCUAAGUUUAAAACUAAAACUUCCAAGUUCUUAUGAGUUGGAUGUGCUGUGCAAUGGUGAAAUUAUGGGGAAGGAUCAUACUAUGGAAUUCAUCUACAUGACAAGAUGGCGACUAAGAGGCGAAAACUUUCGGUGUCUGAACUGCUCAGCUUCGCAAGUCUGCUCUCAGGAUGGCCCUUUGUAUCAGUCAUACCCUAUGGUAUUGCAGUAUCGACCAAGAAUUGAUUUUGGUUAGAUGAAGGGGCCCAGACCUCACUGAGAUGAAUCCUGCACUAUUUGUUUACUCGUCAACAGAUUGCACAGUUAACGGUGUGUGGACUAGAGGAACACAACCAGAUUUUCAGCAUGCAAAUAAGGCCAUUGUCUAUCUCUCAAUUGUCAGUUGCAUUCAUGUUGUUUCUAUUAGGAGCAAACCAAGUGCCAUUCUGCUACUGAACCAUCUGCAUAAGGUAUUUGUGUUGUCUCAAAGUGUGCAAGUCAUGGUUAAAAUCAGUUAGGUGUGCCGCCAUGAUUCAACCUUCUGAAUAUUUUGCUUGCCUGUUCCAAGAUUGUUCUAAUGUUUAAUUACACUAGUAAAAUGGCUCAAUUUUUGUGGUGUUGCAGUUUUCACAUACUUACUAUUUUAUUCUUGUUUAAAUAGCGUACUGUACAAGAAACUAAUAAUUAUAUCUUGAAAUUAUUUUGUAUGGAAAUAUAUUUAGAAAAGUGGUUUUUGAGCCACUGUCUUGUUCUUGGUAAGCUUUUUGUGUGAAAAAGUUCAUUCUUGAGUGUGCAAGUCCUUUUGCCAAGAAUUCCAGUUAUUCUGUAACAUUAGAGCACAACAUAAUUGUAGACAUUCUAAGCAUCUGUCCGUGUAGUCUACCAAUUGCACAAGGAAGGCAUGUUAGCCCUCCAGACUGAAAAUGUAUGUGACCUCUUGAACUGAAGUUAGAUUCCCAACCAUUCAAAAUGUUGGCAGCUGAUCACAUUUACUUUUGAUAAAAUUAAUGUGUAAGUAAGGUUAAUCUUCUUUCAUAAUGCCUUAUGACAAGCAGGUGCUGCUUCAUGGAAAUGUCAUUGUAUAGCCCAUUUCAUGUAUCAUUACAUUGUUGCUGUCAUUUAAUGAGUGCAUUAUUUCUCUUUUUAAGUUGGCCUUAGGUAUAUGUCAUUGUGGCAUGCAGAGGGUUAUGAUGAUUUUAAAUAUUAGGAUGUUUAGAGCACAUAACAUUAGCUAUUUUAUGGAUUUCAAAAGUCUCAAAACAGUUGUAGAUUAAAACUGUUAGUUACCUUUCACAUUUCCAAACUAUGUGCAUAAAAUAGAAUAAAUGCAGUAUAGAACUAUGCUAACCAAAAUUAAUAGGUUAAGGGUAUUUUAUUUUAAAUCCUGUAGUAAUUGGGGAAAUGAGAUUAUUAUUUUAUACAUGAGUUCAUUAAGAUCAGAAAUACAAAAUGUCUUGUAUUUUGCAGUUUUGUUAAGUCUUCCAUUCAUUUUAGGAUUAGUCUGCAAGUCAAAGAAAGUCUUGUUACCUUAAAUUAUAUGAAAACUGUCAUUUUAAAUCUUUUAAAAUUUACAGUUUUCAAAAAACUUAUUUGGAAAUUGCUUUGAAACAAACAAGCUAACCUUUGAAACUUAGGAAAAAAUCUUGAAAGUUCGGGAAAAUAUUUGUUUGAGAAAUAUGACAGCACAACCUGUGUGUUACACACAUUUAGGUUUUAUACUGCAUAUGUGGUAAAUGUGCCACAUUUUCCAGUAAAAUGUAUCAGAAAUCAAGCCUUCUGAAUUUCAAAAUGAUUCUUAGAAAUAAGAUAUUGUACAACUCUAGCAAACAUACAAACUACAGCUAAAUCUUAAUAUGUUUCACUAUGUAAAAGGCUGAAACUUCAUAAUUAUCUUUUCCUUGUAUCUUUUUUUGAGUCAAAAAGUCUAUUAAAUUUUUCUGUUGUUCUAACUUUGGUGAAAAAGGUUAAGGCAAUACUUUCUUAACUUUGUUUUGUUAGAUUGUUUUUGUUCUUGCAAUGGCUCACAAGCACUUAAAAGAAUUUAAAAGGCAGAUUUUCGUUAACUACAAAUGGCUGAAAAAACUGAAUUUACUAUCUAGCUACAGAAAUUAUUUUUCUAUGCUGUGAAACUCAGUUCCCAGACAUCCCUAAGAACUUUUACAAAUUAUUAUAAAUUUGUCACACCUAGGUCAGUGAUUAAAAUAGUGUUUUGCAAAUAGAAUUUUAAUUAACUCAAAACGAAUUGAGUGCAUUUUUAAAAAUCACAAGUGAGACUUUGAUGUUUUGGCCCUCCAGCCAAAACUUAAUGGCCAUAAAUGAAUUUUAUUUACAAAAUCUCUUUAAAUUUGGCUAGUUGCCUUGUCAUAUUAAUUUCACUAUUUUCCAAGGAAAUAUAUAGGAAGCAAUUAUGAAACAGAAUAGUUUUAUAUAGAAUUCUUUUAUUUACUGAUAAUGCAUUAACAUUUUUAUUGAAAUGCAAUGGAAUAUGUGCCAAAAUAUGUGAAAAGCUUACAUAAAGAAAGGCAUCAAUUGUCGUUUGGAGAAAGGUACACAUUUUUUUGAUGGUCCUAAGUUAUAUAGUAUUACUACUAGAAUCACAGAUUUCUUCAACUGACUUAUUUUGGUAUAUUAUUCAACUACAGCUUUCUAAGGAUAGGACUACUUUCAUGUCUAGUAAUACACUGUAUUCCCCAUUAAUUACCCCUUAAGUCAGGUUGUAGAAUUUGCAAGAAACUAGGUAUAGAAAAAAUGUGCAGGCAACUUUUGUGGUUAGCUUUAUAAAUUUAGGGUGCUUAUAAAAUGAAUUCUUUAUAUAAAUAACCUAUAGGAAUCAUCUGAAUCUGUAAAAUCAGAGACUAAAACUAAAAGUUUUCUUUAAUCUGUUGUUUCUUAAGCAAUAAACUGAAAGACCUUUACUUCCAUAAAAGAUUUUGUUAUCUCUUUUAUCUGCCUUAGAAAUUAUAAAUAUAAAAGGGUCAAGGGAACUUAGAUAUAAAGAAUGACUGUGGUUUAUAAACAUUACUUUAAUUGAAGUAAUCACAUCAGUUAAUAGAGAAAUCAAAAUAUGUAUGGCCUUUUCUCUAGAUUAGCAAAACACCUUUACAAAGUUUGAAAAAAUAAACUAAAAUGCUCAUUGAUGAGGUAAUACUCAGUUGGAGUACAGGUAACUUGGGUAAUGCCUUUUAACUACUCUUAGAGAAGUAUAUUAUUUCUUUAUACAUUAAACAUCUAUCCCAUACUAAUGUGCCACAUUUUAUAAAUGUAAUGAUUUUGCUCAACUACAUUACACACUCAAAUGUAAUCUAAAUUUAAACUGAUUCUUUAAGAAAAAAAGUGUGUUAUAUAAUAUUGUGAACUGUUUAGCUUUACUGAAAUAUUUAAGAGAAAGUGCCUCAUUGCUAAAGUGCAUUUCUGUUUUAAAUUUACUGCAUAAAGUUUGAGUUAUCUGUACCUGUCUCUUAUGAAUGGUUUCAUAUCUAAAUAGGCUCUUGUAAGUUAAUUUUUUGGAAGAUUUUCAUAAGAAUAUAGAUAUCACCAAAGACAUUUUACAGUAAAUUAAUAACCAUGUUGGAGAGACGGUUUUAACAGUUUGGAGGUUGGAAAUUUUUAGAUUGCAAUUUAAUUUUAUAUAGUUAGGCAAUAACCUUGAUUAAUUGCUAAAAUAUCACCAAAGAAAGGCUUUAAACUGAAUUUUCUUGGUGAGAUCAGUCAUAUGCAGGCUUUUCUUGCAAUAAUCAGGACACACUUCCUUUCAAAUAUGUUUAUUGUUUUUCAGCGUCAUCUAACAGAUCUUAGGAAAUCCUCAAAGGUGAGAAAGAGAUAAACACAACAAAUAGCCUUCCUUUGCAUGAAAAGUGAGAGAAAUACAUACUUUGAAAAGAAAGUUGAGAUUUUUAAUUUGAGAGGCUUUUUAUUUCAUGGAGGCAGUGUAAACUAAAAUUAAGCUUCGAUUUAGCUCCUGUAUUCUUCGUAAUAUGAGAAAUUUUAUUAAAGGCAGACUUUGGUAAAAGUGCCAACUCCCUUACUUAUAUAGAAAAGAGUUCAUUCUAUGGAAUUUAUAUAAGUAAGGGCUUUCUCUGUAUUCAAAAUAUUUCAUAAGAGCCUGUGGUUUUUUCCCCUUAAAAAGCAACUCUAGACCGGGCACAGUGGCUCACGCCUGUAAUCCCAGCACUUUGGGAGGCCGCGGCAGGUGGAUCACUUGAGGUCAGGAGUUCAAGACCAGCCUGGUCAACAUGGUGAAACCCCGUCUCUACUAAAAAUACAAAAAUUAGCCAGGUGUGGUGGCACACGCCUGUAAUCCCAGCUACAUGGGAGGCUGAGGCAGGAGAAUCUCUUGAACCCAGGAGGUGGAGGUUGCAGUGAGCCGAGAUUACACCACUGCACUCCAGCCUGGGUGACAGAGCGAGUCUCCAUCUCCAAAAAAAUGCAACUCUUUGUCUUAUUCCUCAGCACUUAGUUUAUUAUUAUUAGAAUUUAGCCAUACAGCCAGCUUUGACAAAAUGGGUCACAGAACAAGCAUGUACAUCAAGAGGAAGUUCCAUAUCCCCCUUGUACCAUUUUCCUUGGGAAUUCAUGCUAUGGGCUACCUUAAAGGUAAAACUCAUGAAGCCUUUCUGAUAGGUCACUAGGUAAAUCUCCUUGGAGAGGGUAAAAAUGGAUGCACACUCUAUUACAUAUUCUGAUUUAUCAUAAGGAAUUUUCCAGAAAGCUAAGCUUUAUACUAGUAAGAUAUUGGUUGGUAGUAGGAGCUUCAAAAAUGAAUGAGUUUGCCAUAACUUUAAUUUUCUGGAUUAGAAACAUGAAAACUUGAAAUGCAAUUAUCAAUAUUUUGUAAUAUAUAUUCCUACAGUUUGGGUAAAAAUAAGGAACAUGUCUGCUAGAUCUGGUUUAUGAAAAAGUGAAAAAUAUUAAAUACACCAGAGACUCAUACCCUUUCAAGGCACACAAUAACUGUUUCUGGAUUUACUUGACAAACCUAGUUGAGUAGCAUUUUGAUGGAAAACAUCAGACUGAAAGUUAAUUCAGAUAUACUUAAAUGUACAAUACAAUUUUCAAUAGUUUUUAUUGCAGUGAUGUUUUUCCAAUAAUUUAAGUAAUUCUCUUCCUAGUGUAAUACAGUUUUCAUAAAUAAUGUUUACUUGCUUUCCUUAUAUUUUCGAAUAGAAUUAAAAUGCUUGAGCACUUCCUUUCAGAAAGUUAUAAAAUUAAAAAUAAUUAUUUUAAAUGCUCAUUCAAAUGUGUCUGUAUACUCGUUAUGCCCCUUUUUCUAUAGUUCCAAACUGAGACUGAUUUUUCAGAGAUUUUUAAUUUUUAUAAUUUUAAAUCUAGAAUCAAGUGAAACAGAUAUGUUAAAUACUGAGUCUAGUUUUCUUCCAUCUAUGGAGCUUCAUGGAAUAAGAAACUAAUCUAGUGUAAAUGAAGAUUAAAUAUUUCUGGGUGAUGGAGAGAUAGUCAACAAAUUUAUUUAUCCAUCCUCUGCACAUCAGUCCACUGGAGCAGGAGUUCUACACAUUAAAAAUGUAAUGGGAUCAGCCUAGCAUUGUUUGGGGUCGGUUUUCUUUUGUUGUAUUUUUUAGAAUGGGGGUGGGGGCCUAAGUGUCCUUAUGAAGCUGUGGUCCGCGACAGGAGCUUGUUGGGGGAGUACCAGGGUUCUGCUGCUUUCCUGCAUCUGAGCAACACAACAGAGAUCAUCAGUUUUAAAUAGAGUAGCCCUCACAAUCAAAAUAUCAUAGGAUAUAUUGUAAAGUUAUGUUGCUAAUUUUCCUUUGAAAUAUAAAAUAUUUUAAGCUUUUUGUCAAAAGUGGUAACAUCUUAAUACAAAUAAAAACCUUUUUGUGGUUGUAAGAUUUAGCUUAUAAAUCAUUCAAAUUGAAGUGAAAGAAUUACCAGGUCAUUGUUAAUGACUUAGUCUAUUAAGAAUAUAUGUAUUUUUGUAAAGGAAAAGCACUUGUAGAUAUUUAAUCAGUACAAGAUAUGUCUUUUGCAGAAAUAAAAUGCUGCUUAGAGAUUCUCUUUAAAUAUUUUUUAUUUUUGUGCUCAAAUGUAUUUUCUGUUGAUCUAUGGAAUGUUCUGUACAAAGCUGUAUGAUUGUACUGUUGGGCUAGAUACUUUUUUUUUUUUUAAUCUGGACUUAGCCAAGUAUAUUUCACCAUGUUAAAAUAUAGUAUCUUUGUUAUUAAAAAUUAAAUUGCAUAAUUUAUUGUUGUUUGUCAUCUUUAAUAUUAGUCGCUGUAGCUUGCAGCCUUCAUUAAAAAUAUCUCCUUUAA
Cercocebus atys (sooty mangabey) is the source of this 13232-nucleotide messenger RNA. It is a transcript of the gene PCGF5, whose product is annotated as polycomb group ring finger 5. NCBI's taxonomy places the organism in Eukaryota, Metazoa, Chordata, Mammalia, Primates, Cercopithecidae. The transcript has 10 exons. Gene Ontology annotation, cellular component: PRC1 complex. The record is from RefSeq and is a predicted model, not a curated record. Gene Ontology annotation, biological process: regulation of transcription by RNA polymerase II. Bases 6452 to 7222 code for a protein of 256 amino acids.